Molecule: messenger RNA, 729 nt
Organism: Sphaeroforma arctica JP610
Lineage: Eukaryota; Ichthyosporea; Ichthyophonida
Exons: 1
Coding region: 388-714 (108 amino acids)
Source: RefSeq, a predicted model, not a curated record
CGCGUUUGUAUCUGGUAUGUAUGCGACUAUGCGCAUUUCUAGAACGCCACUUACUAUGCAUAUAUGAUAUAUCUGUAUACACAUGUGGGUAGUCUGUGCACAUGAUGUGGAUAUAAAUACUAUCGUAGCUAUAAUAAAAACAUAACAGGGACUCACUGUAUUUGUGUGUUUGAACACUUUGCGAGAUAAACCACCUUGUAGAGUAAGUGUGGUAUUAUCGUAUUCCUGGAUUCAGUAACUAGUUUGGUUCGCCGUAGCUCAUUCCUUUCUAAACACGCAGUCCACUGUAGCCCCAAGCAAGAUAGGGUAUAUCCCAACAGCAUUAAGAUUUAGAGGGUUUCAACUAGUAAUAACGCAAGUACGCAAUACACUGAGAGUGGCAUUAAUAUGAGUGGUAAAGAUACAAAUGAGAGCAGCGUGGAGGUUGGUAAUGACGUGAAUGAUGGGGUUCGCGACAGUUUGACAUCGUCUCUCCAAAGCAAGACCAGUGUGGAAACGCCUGCGUAUUUCUCUGCUUUAUCAGGUGAUAAAAGUUCCAAGAGUGUGACAAUACAAGAGACGGGCGAAACCAGCAAAGAUGAACUGGGGAAAGACUCCAUUGAGCUCUCGAAUUUUGGUGUCAGUCUAUCAGACGAAAUCAAUGCAGGGCAGUCUAGCAGAGACUAUAUCGCUCAACCAGCGGCCGCUGAUGAUGACUUAGACUGGGACGAGUAGGUUUUUAUAUAUGGC